AUGUCACAGUUCCCGCCCUCGUUCAAGCCAGUCGAGCACUCGAUCCCGCACUCGUGCGCGCCCGACGACCUGCCGCCGUCGUCCCUCUUCGCCCUCGCCUCUUCCCCACCUUCGUCCGGCUCCGACAAGCCCGUCCUCGUCCUCCUUCACGGCUACCCGCAGACACACACCCUGUGGCAGCCCGUCUCUGCAUGGCUCGACGCCAACACCGACAUCUUUGCCCGCUACCGCGUCCUCGUGCCCGACCUCCCUGGCUACGGCAAGUCGCGCAAGGCCGUCUCGCCCGACGGCUCGCACGAGGCCAACUCGAAGCGUGAGAUGGGCAAGGACAUCCUCGCGCUCGUCGACGCCGUCUGGCCCGCCGACCGGCCCAAGGUCGUCCUCGUCGCCCACGACCGCGGCGCUCGCGUCGCGUACCGCCUCGCCAAGGACUCGCCCGACCGUGUCGUCGGCCUCAACGUCCAGGACAUCGUCCCGACCGCCGAGCAGUUCAAGCGCUUCACCUACGACCACCACCGUCACCUCGCGACGUUCGGCUACUACCACUGGAUCUUCCUGGCGACGCCGGCCCCAAUGGCCGAGAUGCUCCUCCUGUCGACACCCGACAUCGCGCCGCAGUACGCCCGCUACAGCAUCUCGUCCUGGACCGGCCCGGCGUUCCGCUCGUCGACGCACAAGCUCUCGACGCCGUACGGCGACGUCGCGAGCCCCAACUACGCCGUCGACCUCAUGGACUCGUGGUGCCACCAGUACCGCGACCCCGACGUCGUGCGCGGCUCGCUCGAGGACUACCGCGCCGGCGCGACCAUCGACCUCGACCAUGACGAGGCCGACGGCGAGCCCGACGGCGAGGGCCUCCGCGUCAAGUGUCCGCUCCUCGCGCUGUGGUGCGCCGGGCUCGAGCGCGCUGCGGCGCCGGGCGAGGACGUCAAGCGGACGUGGGAGGCGCGCGGGCCGCGCGAGGAGGGCAGGACGAGGGCCAAGCGGGUCGACACCGAGGGCGUCGGGCACUUCCUCCCCGUCGAGGCGCCCGAGGAGGUCGGCAAGGAGGUGAGUGAGUGGAUCGAGCGGUUCUUCUGA
Molecule: messenger RNA, 1080 nt
Organism: Rhodotorula graminis WP1
Lineage: Eukaryota; Fungi; Basidiomycota; Microbotryomycetes; Sporidiobolales; Sporidiobolaceae
Exons: 2
Coding region: 1-1080 (359 amino acids)
Molecular function (GO): hydrolase activity
Source: RefSeq, a predicted model, not a curated record